Syngnathoides biaculeatus (alligator pipefish) is the source of this 2234-nucleotide messenger RNA. It is a transcript of the gene ccdc24, whose product is annotated as coiled-coil domain containing 24. The transcript has 10 exons. The record is from RefSeq and is a predicted model, not a curated record. Bases 1 to 1200 code for a protein of 399 amino acids. Lineage: Eukaryota; Metazoa; Chordata; Actinopteri; Syngnathiformes; Syngnathidae.
AUGCACUCCAGGAAAAUUCAGUGGCGAGAACUCGCGAGACUUCCUCCCCCCCACCACCAUUCUCAUAGCAACCAACAUGUUAGCCUUGGAUACCACCAGAGUCGUGCCAAACCCGGAUUGACGACUGCCACCCAUAUGCAGUCUAGCAGCGGGAACCAGACUUGGUGCCCGGGUCCGUCUCUGUGGAGCCUGAUCGUUGAGCACGUCCCGCGGUCCGAGAUGCCCAAGAUUCACGCCACGCUGGGCCGCUCGCUGGUCGACACGUACACGGAACUCCACGCAGAGGCAGUCAUGUGGCACAAGAUAUGGCAGGACAGCCCGCAGCCGGGGGCCCCGCUCCCCCGGUCGAGGGGCCCCCUGGCCGACCCCCCGGUGAUCAAGGAGCUGGUGAGGGCCGAGGUCCGGAUGCUGCUGGAGAGUCUCCAGGAGAAAUUCCUCAGGGAGGGAAGGCACGACGAGGAGUUGUUAGCGCGUUAUAACGCCAAGACCGUCAACUUUGCCCUCGGUCGCCUUGACGUCGGCACCGAGCCCAAAGAGGAACUCAGCUCGCGAGCUUCUAUCCAGUCGAGCGUCCAUGUGGAGAUUGAAGCGAUGAAGGAUCAUCUCAAUAUCACCGACAUCAGCAAAGUGGUGCAACAACUUCAGUCUAUCCUGAGCGAAGAAUGUGCUGCACUGAAAGCACAAGUUAAGCACACACAGGAAUUGAUCAAAAAGCAGUGCAGGAGUCAGGAUCAGGCAGCCAACAGCGAGCCGACCCUUGCAGACUUAAAAGAGCUAAGAGGGGCUAUUCAAAAAGACUUAGAGCUCUACUGCACGCCUCCCUCGCGUGUUGGGGAGAAAAGUGCGAGACAGACGUUCAGGCUGUCGACCGGACAAAAGAACUCUGACAAAACCUUAUACACAUUAACUUCUACCUCCCUCCGAAGGCCACACCCCCCCUCCACCCCGCCACACUUCAACUUCCACGGCCCCCUAAAGCCCAUCGACGCCUCGGAGACCACCUCAAGGACUUCUCACCAGCACAAAAGCGCCCCGUCAGCGUCUCGACACAGAAAGGUCCGCCUGAAAACCGCCGCGAGCGAUCCGGCGGCGACGGAACUUUCGCGCGCAGAGGACGAUAACUCAGAUUUCCUCUGGGGGCUCCUCACGACCGCAGAUAGCUCACCCUUCUUCCCCCCGCAGUAUCUGCAACCCGGGUAGGAAGUGGGAAUUAUGGACAGGUUAAAUGUAAAACAAGUUUUUGGCACGUCCUCAUGAGGAGUCCAUCAGUUGCAGUUAUAGCUCAUCUGUUGCGUACCACGGUUUCUCAACUGGACGUUUGGCCCAGCGUCUGUUGGGUUCAAGGCACUUAAGGACAUAAAGUCGUCCGGGACUAGAUUCACGCGCACUAAGUUGUUCGACAUGAAUCUUAGCGUCACGCUAGGAAAUAAUACUCCGACUCCACUCCACUUUUUUUCCCGGCAACAAAUCUCUGCCAGCUUGGAUUAAAAAGGAAAUGUAUCAUAAUGGGUAUUGAUCUUUAUUUGCCAAGUGCUGUAUGUCAAAAACAAAACAAGGAAUUCAUCUCCGGUAGUUGGAGCCGCACUAGUGCGCCAACAGAAAGUCAAUUGACAGAAUGAAAAUGCUCUAUGGAUUUCUUGGAGACGGCUAAAUAUAACAUUGUAUAUUUGAUGUGUAAAUUAUUAGUAUCACAACGUAGCACCCCUGCUUUGUUCCCGAAUGCACAGUGACCCAAAGCACACACCGCUUUCAUCGGGAAUUUGAAGUUCUAAGGCCACGCAUGAUGGAUGCUGAUACAUUUUCCUUUAUUUAUUCAGGAUUUCUUUUUAUUUCAUUGUUUUCACGAAUGACGUAGAAUAAAAACUAGACUGCGCACUCUGCAUCCAACUUUGGUUCCGCCAUGGUCGACAGGCUCUAACUUCUGGUCAGGUCAAAAAGCAUGGUAAACAAUACACUUUGUUAUGGAAAACGAUGCGAUAAAUCUAUACAGUACUUGGGAUGUUUAGGAUCCCUAGGGACAUGAAUAUAAUCUAAACCUUUGCAGCAUGCCCAGGAAGGUUUAAAAGAUACAUUGACACAUACAUAUGAUAGGUGGAGACCUUCAUAAUAUUGUAAUGAUAUAUUUUCCACAUUCAUAGUAAAAAUAAUUACAAAGGUGAAACUGAAACACACUUACCGGUGAAUAGUUACUUCUUUGCGACCACCUGCACGGUUUUGACAGCUAACAACGCAAC